AUGACGGAAGAAUAUCACCAUCACAUGGACGGAAAGCGGGACGACGACGGUGGAGCUGUAGAGUAUAGCGAAGACCUCCGUGACGGGGAUGGCGAUCCCGGAGAAGACGGAUACGACGACGACGGGUCUGGCGAGCCGCUAGAGCCGGAAAUCGUGGGAGUUCCGACGUAUGACGGGGCGUAUACGCAGUAUAACAUUUACGGGAAUAUGUUCGAGGUUACUGCGAAGUAUGUGCCGCCUAUUCGGCCAAUCGGUCGUGGGGCCUACGGAAUUGUGUGCUCGGCGAUCAACUCGGAGACUCAGGAGGAGGUGGCGAUUAAGAAGAUCGCCAAUGCCUUUGACAAUCGGAUUGACGCCAAGAGAACGCUGAGGGAGAUCAAGCUGCUGCGACACAUGGAUCACGAGAACGUGGUGGCCAUCAGGGACAUCAUCCCCCCGCCUGAGCGGGACACCUUCAACGACGUGUACAUCGUGUAUGAGCUCAUGGACACGGACCUGCACCAGAUCAUCCGGUCCAACCAGCAGCUCACGGAAGACCAUUGCCAGUACUUCCUGUACCAGCUCCUGCGAGGCCUCAAGUACGUGCACAGCGCCAAGGUGCUUCACCGUGACCUCAAGCCCUCCAACCUGCUGCUCAACGCCAACUGCGACCUCAAGAUCUGCGACUUUGGGCUCGCCAGAUCGGCAGAGGAGAGUGACUACAUGACAGAGUAUGUGGUAACCAGAUGGUACCGCGCUCCAGAGCUGCUGCUCAACAGCAAGGCGUACACAGCAGCCAUCGACCUGUGGUCCGUGGGGUGCAUUUUCAUGGAGCUGCUGAAUCGCGAGCCGCUCUUCCCAGGCAAGGACUAUGUGGACCAGCUGCGCCUCAUCACCUCGAUCAUUGGUUCUCCAGACGAUUCAGACAUCUCAUUCCUCGAGAGUGACAACGCGCGUCGCUACGUGCGCUCCCUCCCAUUUGUUCGCAAGCAGCCUCUCGCCGCGCGCUUCCCCAACAUGGCGCCCCUCGCCUUGGACCUCAUGGAGAGGAUGCUGCUCUUCGACCCUGCCAAGCGCAUCACAGUCGAGGAAAGUCUCGACCAUCCGUAUCUCGCAAGCCUGCACGACAUCAGUGAUGAGCCGGUGUGCCAUGCGCCGUUCACGUUUGACUUUGAGCACCCGGUGCUGCCAGAAGAGACCAUCAAGGACUUGAUAUGGGCCGAAGCCAGAAACGGAGGACAAGCAGAGAGUGAGGGAGCAGCAGCAAUUGGAGGAACGAAUGGAGCAGCAGCGACAGGUGGCGCACCGCGAUUGGCUCUCUCGGCUCGAGACUUUACAUACGGGAGACUCCUGGGUCUAGGCUCCUACUCCAAGGUUGUGCUGGCUCGACGCAAGCCAAGCAAGGCUGCUUAUAACGAGGACGAGGGGUGUCCGCCUGGCUCCGAGUGCGCACUGAAGAUAAUGGACAAGAGGCACAUAGUGAAGGAGCGGAAGGUGGCAUACAUCAAAAUGGAGCGCCUCAUUCUCGAUCGGCUGAGGCACCCGGGGAUUGUAUGCCUGCUCUUCACCUUCCAAGACGAGCACUUCCUCUACAUGGGCCUGGAGUGCUGUCACGGGGGAGAGCUCUUUGACCAGAUCAGACUGAAGGGCAAGCUAUCAGAGGAUGAAGCUCGGUUUUAUGCAGCAGAGGUGGUGUGUGCACUGGAGUACAUGCACUCGCAAGGAGUAGUGCACAGAGAUCUUAAGCCAGAGAAUAUUCUCCUCACAGCAUCGGGCCACGUGCGCAUCUCCGACUUCGGCUGUGCCAAGCUGCUCAGCAACGGCCAAUCAGCUGGGGCCACGUCAGCAGUAGAUGCCACUGCUGCUGCUAUUAACAACGAUGAGCGCAGUGGGUCGUUCGUGGGCACAGCAGAGUACGUCCCUCCGGAGCUGCUGGACGAUGGGCCCGUGUCCUUUGAGUGA
Messenger RNA from Closterium sp. Yama58-4, 1941 nucleotides. The record is from the annotation of a GenBank genome assembly. NCBI's taxonomy places the organism in Eukaryota, Viridiplantae, Streptophyta, Zygnematophyceae, Desmidiales, Closteriaceae.